Messenger RNA from Anisakis simplex (herring worm), 462 nucleotides. Lineage: Eukaryota; Metazoa; Nematoda; Chromadorea; Rhabditida; Anisakidae. The record is from the annotation of a GenBank genome assembly.
AUGAAACAUCAAGAUGAGCAAUUACGCUUCUUGGUGAUGCCUAAAUACGGUCGUUCAUUGGAGAAUUAUCGUGUUGAUCGCGGUGGCGUUUUGGAUUGCAGCGAAGCAUUCACAGUCGCAAAGCAAUGUGUGAACUGUUUAGAAUAUAUGCAUCACAAAAAUUAUGUUCACUCGGAUGUGAAGGCGGAUAAUAUAUUAUUACCGUUGAACGAUUCAAUUGAGCAGUGCUAUUUGGUUGAUUUUGGACUGGCACGAAUCGCGAAAUCAAACGUUGAAGUCGCUGAUAAGAAACGAGGUUGUUCUGAUUGCACGAUUUUGCCGAAUGAUUUUUUGCCCCUUCUUUACACAGAUUUUUCUGGUUGUAUUGCAUGUGAAAAAUUCAUUCAGUCACGAUGCUUGCGGAAAUUUGAGCGAAGUGCAUUGCGGUGCGGAAGUUACCUCACACUUUUGUUUAUUGAUUAA